This is a messenger RNA of Pomacea canaliculata, 2625 nucleotides long. RefSeq names its product neuroglian-like. Gene Ontology annotation, molecular function: cell-cell adhesion mediator activity. Gene Ontology annotation, cellular component: plasma membrane; axon. NCBI's taxonomy places the organism in Eukaryota, Metazoa, Mollusca, Gastropoda, Architaenioglossa, Ampullariidae. The transcript is spliced from 14 exons. Bases 160 to 2238 code for a protein of 692 amino acids. The record is from RefSeq and is a predicted model, not a curated record. Gene Ontology annotation, biological process: dendrite self-avoidance; homophilic cell-cell adhesion; axon guidance.
ACCGGCUUCGAAUCACAAACGUCAAGGCUUCUGACUCUAUGGAUGGACGAGCAUAUGCAUGCAUGGCAAUGAAUGAAAUCAUGAGGCAAAGCACCCAGGGUCCACAGUUUUUCAUGAGAACCACAAGGAACCACUGAAGAGCUCAGUCCAGUGAGCUACAUGUGGGCUUCUCCAGAAGACCACUUUGGUCUUCGUGGAAAUCAGUUCAAGGUCAAGUGCAUUUUUUCUGGAAAUCCAACACCAAAUGUACACUGGGAAAGAACAGAUGGUGCACCACUGCCAGAUCGAGCCAAAAUAUUGGCUUUUGGGAUGGAGAUGGUGAUUGAUGAUCUACAAUUUGAGGAUGCUGGAACCUAUGCGUGUUGGGCUUCCAACAGUAACACUCAGACACGAGUUCGGAGAACUGUGUCUGUGCGUGUAGAGUCGGUACCUUACUGGCUGCUGGAGCCCCAAGAUGUGGAGAUUGUAGUUGGUGGCACAGCACAGUUCGACUGCUUGGCGAAGGCUGUACCAGAACCAGACUACUGGUGGUUCAUCAAUGGGGUCCCCUUAGAAAAUGUGAACGACAGCAGGAUUACCCCAGACCGCGUCAAGCGCCCACGUCCUGACCGCAUUGUGUUUGAAAAUGUCAGCCGGGAGGAUGCCAUGGUGAUCCAGUGCAAUGCCACAAACAAACAUGGCUACAUUUGGGGCGAUGUUUACUUGAACGUACUUUCUGAGGCUCCUACAAUCCUCACUCCCCCGGAUCCAGAAAAGCUUGUAGCAGAGGGAACUUCUGUAAACUUGACCUGCAGGGUAGCAGGCAAACCAGAUCCUAUCAUCACGUGGUACAAGGACAAUCAGCAGAUCAGCAGUGGCAGAUACAAGAUUAUGCCCUCAGGAGAGCUCUAUAUAACACAAGUAGUAUUGUCAGAUGCAGGGCUGUACACAUGUGAAGCUAAAAAUAUCUUCAACGUGACCAGCAGCUCAGGGAAACUUUUGGUAAGGCGCAAGACUUUGAUAGAGCAGAAACCUUUGGAUCUGGAGGUCAAUGCAGGCACAGAUGCAACAUUCACAUGUUCUGCAACCACUGAUCCAGAGGAGGUUGACAAGCUGCAAAUCAAAUGGCUGAAGGACAACAAGGAAAUCUCCGCUGAUGCAGAUAGAAUGACAACCAACAAACAGAACAACUCUCUGACAAUAUCAGGAACCAUUGUACGCGAUUCUGGAUCAUACACUUGUGUUGCUACCAACGGCUUAGACCAGGAGGAGGCCUCAGCAAUGCUGACAGUUAGAGAUCGACCUGAUUCUCCCACUGAUGUAAAAGUUGAAAAGUGUGCCACCCAGAAUGCUACGGUGAGCUGGAUACCUGGCAGCUACAACAAUGCCCCAGUGCAGUACUAUGUGAUUCAGUACAACACAAGUUUCAGUCCAGAUACAUGGAAUUUCGGAGUCAGAGUCGAUUCUGACUACAAUGUAUCAAAUGUGAGCUUGACUUCCUGGGCUAACUUCACUUUCCGUGUCAUUGCUUACAACCAGAUUGGAGAAAGUGAACCCAGCUUUCCUACUUUAAUUACUUGCAAAACUAGACCCGAUCGUCCAAGAAUGCACCCUCAGAAUCUGCAGACGAUUGGAGACAGACCUGGGUAUCUGCAUAUCAAAUGGACACCAAUGCCAGAGAUUCAGCAGAAUGGCCCUGGUUUUAUGUACAUCUUGCAGUAUGAGCGAGAAGGGUAUCCAACCGGUGUGCAGCAAAUACCAAUUGAUGAUUGGAGAGUGAGAGAAAGAUACAUUGCAGUUGGAAACCUGAUCUAUGAACCAUACAUUAUUACCUUGAAAGCCAAAAACAGUGUGGGUGAUGCAAUGCAAGAUCCUCCUAAAAUUCGAGGUUUCACAGCUGAAUCAAUUCCUAACAUUGUGCCUGAGACUUUCCAGGCAGAGCAGCUGGGAGACACCUAUGCAGUGUUAACUUGGGAAUUUGACUACCUACAAAUUAACAAGACACCCACAGCAAUAAAUGGGGAAUUUCGUGGUUUCAAGAUUCAGAUUUGGCAGAGAGGGUACAAAAAUGACACAAUGAGAGAGUGGAAUAUCUCACCACAGGAUGCCCUUGCCUCACGAAAUGGCAUACAGUUUCGAACAACUGUCCAUGAUCUUCUACCAAUGACCACUGUAGAGGCACAAGUCUCUGUGAUGAACAACUACUAUGUUUCACGGCCAACAGAUGUUGUGACCUUCCAAACAAAAGCAGGACUUUAGAAAUCAAUGCGUAGAUAAACACACAGAACACCAACUUGCACAAGUGCAGAUGCAUGUAUUGAUUCAUAUUUUCGUUUUGAUUCUUUUCAUAGUGUCUACUGUUUUAGUCUAGUGAUUCCAGAAGUCUGUCCCAGAUAAUAUUUAAACAUUUUGUAAACGUUUACAAAUGGCAGAGACGCUUUGUAAGCGUUUAUAAAAUAUUUAAAUGCUAUCAGGGAUGCCGCUCUUCCUUUUUUGGUUUGUAGACUAAUGCUAUUAGACGAUGACUUUGAUUUACACCAUUUUUCAAUUGUUUUUGUCUCUAUCUUGUGAUUAAUGUAUUUAAAUGCUUUUCGCAUCAAUCUGUCCACCAUGCUUAAUGUGAAUAGUUACAUUCCUUAUCAUUAC